AUGAUCUCCUGUGUUGUUUGCCUUUCCUACGUCUACAAAAUUACUCAAUUUACUUAUUGUGUUUUGUAUGUAGUCAACGGAUAUGAAUGCAACAUAUCUGUAAAUGCGGGGAUAUCGAGACGUGGUUACAUAGCUGCUCAAGCAAGAGCGAGUCCAAAUGAUGAUAGUGGAUUUGUAUUCAAGCAGUGUAAUGUAAGUGGACAAGGGAACACAUUUCUGGGAAGAGCAUGGAAAUCUUACUCUCGAGUCAUAUAUUACGACUCCUUUUUCGCGGCCAUAAUCACUCCUAAAGGACGGGAUGCUUGGGAUAUUGCAGGACAGGAGUAA
This is a messenger RNA of Striga asiatica, 327 nucleotides long. Lineage: Eukaryota; Viridiplantae; Streptophyta; Magnoliopsida; Lamiales; Orobanchaceae. The record is from the annotation of a GenBank genome assembly.